AUGAGCCACUAUGUCAGCGGAAGGCAGUUUAUCUUCGAGGAGAGGCCUCGCUGGAUAUUUCUGGGCCUGUUGGUGGUCAUGCUGAUCGGGAUGCUGAUUGGCAUUCUGCUCGGACUAAUCAUCAGCCUCGCCGGGAUCUACCUUUUCGAGGCCGCGCUCGUCGGAUUGGCGAUUUUCAUUCUUUACGAUGCCUACGACCUGACCUUCCUGAAGAAAUCCGGAGCUGCGGACAAGACAGGCUUCGCGCUGAUGGUGAUGCUAUGCACAGCGCUGCUCAUCAUAUUCAUGGCCGCCAUCCGCUAUUCGGCCAUUGCGCUUGGCACGUGGAAGCGCUGCCUUAUCUUUAGUCUAGUUGGAAUUGCGCUGGCUUUGAUCGCCUAUGUGUACGCUCGCCUCUGCUGCCAGGAGGACGAGAGGAAGCACCACUUGGGGCCUUGCAGCCCGGAAGGAGAUGAGCUGGAAAGCGUGGAAUUCAGUGGUGAGAAGGUCGGUUACUGGGAAAGCUGGUCUCGGUUCCUGAGCUGGAUCCUUAGCGGCCAGUGGUGGUACGACAUCAACGAUUGGUCUAUUCCAGCAGAUGAGGAUUGCUGCUCCAGGGACAAGGUGGUGGUGCACAAUCGCUCUUUGAAGCUGAUCAAAGUUUGCCUUUACUCUUCCCGCGAUGUGGUUUGCUGGGUGCCGGUGGGCGGCAUCGCUGGAAGCUGUGUGGGGUUCAUCCGUGCAGGCGAGAAGCGGGCCUUCACGCUCCCUCGGCCCUGGCGCCAAAAGGCCGAGAGCAACGACCAGUUCCGUCUGAAGGUUUUCAUGCCCGGUCUGCUCGACAAGGAGCUCGCCUAUUACCCUGUGGCAAAGCGAGGUCAGUAUUUCGCUUUCGUGGAUGUCGAGGGCGUCGUGCGGCGGAGCCGCUUCCUCUCCUCGUCGCUGGCGCCCUUCGCCGCGCCACCACUGCCUUCGAACACCGAGAGCUCCGAAGAGGAGUACGUGGCGGCGGCGAAAGCCAUGCGGAAGGAUUCGAAAUUCGAGUCCCUGACGGGGCUGAUGCGGAAGCGUAGCAGCAGCAACUCACUGCAGCUCUUGAGCCAGAGUCCGGGUCCGGACGAGGUUGCCGGGAGCUCGCGAAAAGCGGCGCCGGACGAGAUCGUUAUCCGGAAUCGCAGCAGUCACGAUGUUCGAGCGAUGUUGUUCAGACCCAACGACUACUGCUGCAUGAUACCACUGGUGGGAAAGCUCACGGCAUGCGGUGAUUGCAUUCUGCAAGGAGAAGAGCGCCGAUUCACGCCUCUGGCGCAUUCCCCCGAAUUCACUCUCAAGGUGUAUUCCGUGGGGCCUGCUGCCAAGGAGCUCACGUACCUCACCGUCUCCCGCCCGGGGCCCCAUGCUGUAUACUCUGAGGCAGGGAACCAGACAAGGCAGAUCCACGUGCGAGACGGCACAGCAAAGGCUGUCAGCGUGGGCAUUUUGAUCAGCAACACCUUUUGGCCGGUCAUUCGGCAGUGCCUGGCACAGCAUCCCGGUGAUUCCAAGCUCGUCGAGAAAAGCUGUCGGCUGCUGAAGCACUCCAUGCGCUGUGUGCCUGACCUUUUCAAGCCCAACGUUCCAGACGUGGCACGUACACUUGUCACGGCCUUCCAGCAGCAUCAGCACUCCUCGUACCUGUACUCGGCGGAAAUCUUGGCGAACACCUACGCCAGCGACCCCGAGAUUGUCCCGGUGCUAACCGAGCUCUUCAAUCAGCUCAGCGGCAUUGGACUGCAGUGCCUUAUAGCUUCAGAGAGCAAGCUGGAGGAGAUAACAGAGCUUGUUGAGGACUUCUUCGGCAUGUUUGAGCGGUACUUGCGCUUUGCGCCUACAAUUGUUAUAAAUGCCCCGACGCUUCUGCCGACUCUCCGACUGUGGAGCGUCGUGAUUUUUGUGCAGCAGAAGGAAGCCGUCGAGGCCGUGAUCGCUUUCAUCGAGUCUGUGUUCUCGCACAUUGCAGAGACCAAAAAAGUCGGCAGGCGCUUUGUAGAUGAGCAGAAGGCCUCCAUUGGCCAGAUGCUUCAGCCCCAUGCCAUGCAGGUGGCACCCGGUUUCGUCGAAGCCGUAUUCAAGCUCAUCGCUGUGGUUCCCACAAAAUACGUGCAAGACUGCAUCCCCUCUAUCCUGGAGGGCAUCCGAUCUGCAUUCCCACAGGAGUUCGCGAAUUGGCUGGAAGCCGGUCUCGGCCACCUGCCCCCGUCAGUGGGCUCCAAGGCCGAGCUUCAAAAGUUCGGAGAGCAGAUUUUGCGCGGCGACGAUGCACAGGUCUACGAAGCGAUCCAGGAGUCGGGGCUUGUUCAGGCCAGCUACCUGUUCAUGGCGGGAUGA
Molecule: messenger RNA, 2346 nt
Organism: Symbiodinium sp. CCMP2456
Lineage: Eukaryota; Dinophyceae; Suessiales; Symbiodiniaceae
Source: the annotation of a GenBank genome assembly